GGCUGAGGCCUGGGACCGGGGAUCUGGAGCGGCCGAACGUAGACUUGACCCCGGAAGUAAGCUGAAGGACCGUGGCGGCUGGCAAGCUGCGGGCUGCGGCGGAGUCUCAGAUAGCAGCAGCAGCGGCUAUGUUUCACUUCUUCCGAAAGCCUGCAGAAUCCAAAAAGCCCUCUGUGCCAGAACCGGAAGCAGAUGGAUUUGUCCUCUUAGGAGAUACAGCAAAUGAAAUGAGAUGUAAAACAUCUGAAGCAGAAGGCAGCCAGUCUUCGGAGACCGGCAAAGAAGACACAUCCAGCGUGACUGUAUCAGGCCCCGAGACGGGAAACCAGGCAGGCCAGAGUCUGGAGAACAGCACACUAACAGCGGAGCUCCUGAGCGAUGUGCCCUUCACCUUGGCCCCACAUGUGCUGGCAGCGCAGGGCACCGUCAGCGACCUUCCUGACCACUUACUCUCAUGUGAUGUUGGCGACAACUUGUCCCGAUUCUGGUAUGAUUUCACUCUUGAAAAUUCAGUCCUCUGUGAUUUGUAGUCUUUGUGUCUAUGCAUACCCUAGCAGCUUUAAAGGAACUGAGUCUCCCUAUUUUAUUGAACCUGUUUGAUGUUCUUUGUCAUUUCACUGGUGAAGGCCUUGAGGCAAGCAAGGAUCAUAAAAUAAAUAAAAUAGCAUCAUUUCAUGGUUUUAUCUUCAGAAUCAAGUGAAUUUAUAUCAAAAUUGAAGUCAACAAUGUAAUGAAUGGAACUGACUUAGGAAAAAAAUAUGGGUUCAGACCACUCCUAUUUCCCCACGUGCUGGAUCUCCAGUCAUUGAGAUGAUGUGAGAGGUUAGGGUGGUUUUUGCUGUCUCUGAAGACGCAACAGUGAACAAGGAACCAAGCUAACCCCAGUUUCCAAGGCUCAGCAACCUGAGCCUAGAGCAGGGCGGGUGUGAAGGUUCUGAGGUUCAGAGGAGGUUGUUUACGCAGUUACUCCCACAGUUGUUUAUGGAUGAGGUCAGAAGAAAGCUUCCAGUUUUUUUCAAUGCCAGUUUAGACAAACCAGUAGGGAAAUUUGAAACUUCUCUAAAACACCAGUGAUUCUUUGCUGAUUCAAGACUGAAGGGGAUGCUUUGGUUUUCUUAGACCCAUGUGGUCCUCUCCACCUUCCUGAAGGAUUGCCGGGUUCCUUCUUUGUUCUCAUCCCUGUUGGGUGUGGUUGAACCAGUUUCUGGAGAACUGUCUCCACUUCUCAGCUAGGCUGUCUUCUUUACCACAUAUGUUCCCAGUUGACAAGAUCUACAUCUCCUUUCACCUCUUCUGCUUGCUAAUGAAAACCUCUCAUGGUGAUACAGAUCAUUGCUGAUCAGCCCUGGUUAGAAAAAUGUUGGCCACAGUACAGGGGCAAGGUUUUACUGUUAAACAGACACAGUUUAACUACGUUCCAAUUAGAGUGUAGGCAGACACCCAGAUAAGAGUAGAAUACUCUUUGUUUAUUCCAAGUAAAACUGAGCAGGACUGCCAUUGGUCCGUAAACUACAAAGAGAGUUGGUAUACAGUCACAGGUCCAUUUCUUUGCCAUGAAAAAUUUAAGUCGUUUCUUUUGAUUAGUUAUAAUUUAUUAAUUCUGUGCCAAAGUUUUUUAAGUAUAUUUUUUCACAAAGAGAGUAUCAGAAAAACUAAACAUUGUGCAGAAAAGUACAAGAAUUUUUCUAAUUUUAAUGUGCUCUGCAUACUCGUUUAAUAAAUGUGGUCUUGAGAAAGCAUACUGUUAGUUACUUCUUUUACAGCUAGCAUUACCAUGUGAGAUCAAUAAUUCAGUUAGGUCUUUUUAGGUCUUUACACAGUUUUCAUAAAACAUCUACAUAGGAAAUAUGCCUUAUUAUUGACAUAAAUGUGAACAUUUUGUAGCACUUCUAUGAUGGUACAUCCUUUGUAACUAUUCAUGUUAAUAUAUUUUAAAAGCUGAAUGUAAAGAGAUUGUUCUUUUGUCUAAAAUAUGUGAAAAUUUUAUAUGACUAUACAUUUCAUUUAUAUUUAUGUCUGCCAUGUUACAAAUGUGCUUAGAAGUACUAUUUGUCUGAAAUUGUUAUUUUUAAGAAUGUGAAUUGAAAUAAAUGUUUUGAUUGUUCUCAGAUCCCCAAAA
This is a messenger RNA of Grammomys surdaster, 2119 nucleotides long. RefSeq names its product UBAP1-MVB12-associated (UMA) domain containing 1 (gene Umad1). The transcript has 4 exons. The record is from RefSeq and is a predicted model, not a curated record. Lineage: Eukaryota; Metazoa; Chordata; Mammalia; Rodentia; Muridae. Bases 129 to 530 code for a protein of 133 amino acids.